Molecule: messenger RNA, 1214 nt
Organism: Kickxella alabastrina
Lineage: Eukaryota; Fungi; Kickxellomycota; Kickxellomycetes; Kickxellales; Kickxellaceae
Product: Alpha/Beta hydrolase protein
Exons: 1
Coding region: 18-1211 (397 amino acids)
Biological process (GO): medium-chain fatty acid catabolic process; medium-chain fatty acid biosynthetic process
Molecular function (GO): monoacylglycerol lipase activity; acetylesterase activity
Source: RefSeq, a predicted model, not a curated record
UUUACUUGUAAUUUUUAAUGACAUACAAUCCGCUUCUGGCAACUAGUGCUAUUGCAGCCAGCGCAGCUACAUUAUAUCGCAAAAAAACAGUCGACAACAGCGGUGUUUACUUGAUAAAUGCUCCGCGAACAGCCAUAGUCGAAGGUAAAAACACCCUACUUGACAUCAUCACAGCCGAAUGCCCGUCGCUGGCAGACCCCGACAAGGCACAUUUUGUACCCACACCAUUGCUUCCGACCGCCGACUUCCAGACAUGCUACAACGCUAUUAGAGAGCGAUUCGGAAAACUCAAAAUUGUAAAAUACGAGCGCGAGCUCAUCACCACAGAGGACGGUGGUACUAUCGGUCUGGACUGGUCGCCUCCGUUUACGCAGAUGCCCGAGGAUGACCGUCCAAUUGUGGUCCUGUCCCAUGGGUUGUCGGGCGGAAGCCAGGAGACCUACAUACAAACAGCCAUCAAGACCCUCACGUCUGCGCCGUACAAUUUCCGAACUGUUGUGGUCAACUUCCGCGGCUGCGCGGGCGUCAAGCUGACCACACACGUACUGUACAACGCAGGCACCACGUCGGACUAUGACAUUGCCGUGAAGUAUAUUAAGGGUCGCUUCUCGCAGUCAAAGCUUGUAGCAAUUGGUUACUCACUGGGCGCGAACUUGAUUACAAAGUACGUCGGCGAGCAAGGCGAGGCCUGUCCGCUAAAGGCUGCCAUAUCUGUAGGCAAUCCGUACGACCUGGCUGCCUCUUCGAACGCCAUCGAGCAGCCCACUCUCCGCGGCAAGUACGUGUACUCUCCAGCCAUUCUUGAGGGUCUGAUGCAGCUUUACCAGCGCCAUAGCAAGAUGGUGGCCACGGGCCCGGUCAAGCUUGACGCCGAGGCAAUUUCAAAGAUAAAAACAAUUAGCGAAUAUAACGAGCUCAUCACAUCAAGAAUUUUUGGGUACAAGAACAGCACCGACUAUUUCCAGCAGAACAGUUGCGCCCAGUUCAUGCCCAACAUUAGCAUUCCUUUCCUGGCUAUCACCGCGCUGGACGAUCCAUUGUGUCCAGGAAGCUACAUUCCUCGCAAGAUAUUCCGCUCCAACCCGCACUUGGUCCUUGCCCUCACAAUGUACGGUGGGCAUCUGGGCUACCACGAGAGCUUGAGUCAGUCGUGGCUACCUCGCCCAAUUGCCGAGUUCUGCAGCGCUAUCUUCAACCACACGACGGCGUAAAGC